CGGCCCUGAACACCUGAUCGAUCGACGACGCAAGCCAGCAACGCUCAAUCGCAACGUACGCUCGAUCGCACUCUCGCACGCUAGCUAGCUAGCUAGUUUUUGGCCGCGCCCGCGCGCACUCAGGUUUUUGGCUGGCCGGACGGCGCACGGGCGGAUGAUGAGGUGCGUGAGCGUGUUCCUGGCGUGCCUUGUGGCGGCGUCGGUGUCGUCCACCGCGUCCGCGUUCGUGUUCAAGGCGGGCGGCACGGGCGAGUGGCGCGUGCCUGCCGCGGCGGCCGCUAGCGGCAACGCAAGCGCGUACAACGCGUGGGCGCAACGCAACCGCUUCCGCGUGGGUGACGCCAUCGCUUUCACGUACCCGCCCGGCAACGACUCGGUGCUCCUCGUCGACAAGAGGUCCUACGACGCCUGCGACACGAACGCGCCGAUCGACACCUUCGCCGACGGCAGCACCGUGUUCACCUUCACCCGCUCCGGCCCCUUCUAUUUCAUCAGCGGCAACAAGGACAACUGCAACCGCGGCGAGAAGCUGAUCGUCGUCGUCAUGGCGGAGCGCGCCGCCAUCGGCAACGGCACCGAGCCUGGCACGGGGCUGGCGCCAUCCCCCAAUGGCCCAUUCUCGUCCUUCUCUCCGCCGCCACCCAUUGGCAUCGACAUCUCGCCGACGGCGGCGUACCCACCAAAUGCCGCGGCGCCCAAGAUGGCAGGAGUUGCCGGCGCGGCCGCGUUCGCCAUUGGAGCCUUGUUCUGCGCGCUUGUUUGAGACGUGUGUUUUGUUUCUUUUAAAUUUAAAUGUUCGCAUGCGCGCGAAGUGGAGGGAGAUGAUCACACGGCUGCUUUUACUAGCUUGCUCAAAUUAUACAUGUAUAUCCGAUUGAGUUGAUGAGUGAGUUUGUUUUUAAUGUAUAUUUAAUGUAUAAUGUAUCAAAUGUUGAUGUAAUGUAUGUAUUGUUGAUUAAUUCAGAGCUGAUGGAAAUGUGAUUAUUGACAA
Messenger RNA from Sorghum bicolor (sorghum), 991 nucleotides. RefSeq names its product early nodulin-like protein 1. The coding region runs from base 155 to 763 and encodes 202 amino acids. Lineage: Eukaryota; Viridiplantae; Streptophyta; Magnoliopsida; Poales; Poaceae. The record is from RefSeq and is a predicted model, not a curated record. Gene Ontology annotation, cellular component: plasma membrane. Gene Ontology annotation, molecular function: electron transfer activity. The transcript has 2 exons.